AUGGUCCGAUACUCUCGCGACAUGAUGUACUACGAGCGCGAUCAUAUCCCUCCAUGUUCCGUCGCUCCGUUCCUCCGCAUCUAUCUCGACUCCAGAGUCACAGAGGUAGAAAGACAAAGGAGGCUUGACCUGAAUGCUACUUUUGUACCGGGGCGCAUCACGAAAGAGCUGGAUCAUGCUGUGAGGUGGAUAGAAGAUGAAGAAGCAGAAGAAACUGGGGCACGGUACAGGAUUGGAGAGCUGGCAUGGAUCGUGGAGAUGGCUAAAUGGGGAUAUCCUCCCGGGUGGAUAGCUAGUCAAGGUGAGAGCUUGCCUGCCAUGAUUCCCUUCCCCGCGGAGGACGAUGAUGCAGAGGAACUGGCGAUCAUAGGGGGGGAGAUGGAAGGCCCUCGUCAAUCCCGAGAAGACAGCGCCAUGGACAUAGAUCCUCCUUCACCAUUGACAGAUCCGUCUCCACCCCCUCUCUCGCCGCCGCCCCAGCCUUUAUCUCCCCCUCCUCCUCCGCCACCUACGCAGUACCCGCCCCCGAAACGAUAUGCUGUGUAUAACACGGACAUGUUUCAUUACGGACGAUUAGCCCCUUUCGACGUGAUUGCUCAGGUUCCUCUUGGAUUUCCCAAAUGGCGUUAA
This is a messenger RNA of Cryptococcus wingfieldii CBS 7118, 630 nucleotides long. RefSeq lists its product as hypothetical. The record is from RefSeq and is a predicted model, not a curated record. Bases 1 to 630 code for a protein of 209 amino acids. Lineage: Eukaryota; Fungi; Basidiomycota; Tremellomycetes; Tremellales; Cryptococcaceae. The transcript has 2 exons.